Messenger RNA from Thunnus maccoyii (southern bluefin tuna), 3979 nucleotides. It is a transcript of the gene dpysl2a, whose product is annotated as dihydropyrimidinase like 2a. The coding region runs from base 275 to 2020 and encodes 581 amino acids. Gene Ontology annotation, molecular function: hydrolase activity, acting on carbon-nitrogen (but not peptide) bonds, in cyclic amides. Gene Ontology annotation, cellular component: cytosol; cytoplasm. Lineage: Eukaryota; Metazoa; Chordata; Actinopteri; Scombriformes; Scombridae. The transcript is spliced from 14 exons. The record is from RefSeq and is a predicted model, not a curated record.
CUCUUUGUGGCCCUUCUCUGCUUGGUUCUUGUCUGGUCUUCAGGGACCUAUUCGAGCAGUAAAUCCAAGGAUAGGACUGUUAGGCAAAGACAUAACCACUCGUUUAACAUUAUUUGUUAGAGUGAAUUGUGCAAACUGUAUUUGCUAUCGACACAGACAGCCCAGGGCGUCGACUGGCCAACAGGCAGAGCAUCCAUUCAUCCUUUUCAUUGGCAGCUGAGGUUUUCCAGUCCAGCUAGCUAGCGUUAGCAGCUGUGUCAGAGGGAUACUCAAAAUGUCGGGUUACCAAGGAAAGAAGAACAUCCCAAGAAUUACAAGUGAUCGUCUCCUCAUCAAAGGGGCAAAGAUAGUGAACGAUGAUCAGUCAUUCUUGGCUGAUAUCUACAUGGAGGAUGGAGUCAUCAAGCAAAUAGGAGAUAACCUCAUCGUUCCAGGGGGAGUGAAGAUCAUAGAGGCUCACGGGAGAAUGGUGAUGCCUGGGGGUAUCGACGUGCACACCCGAUUCCAGAUGCCUGACCGAGGCAUGGUGGCAGCAGAUGACUUCUACCAGGGCACCAGGGCAGCUCUAGCUGGAGGGACAACUAUGAUCAUCGACCAUGUGGUGCCGGAGCCUGGUGUCAGCUUGGUUGCAGCUUUCAAACAGUGGAGGGAAUGGGCUGAUAGCAAGUCCUGCUGUGACUAUUCUCUUCAUGUGGACCUCACUGACUGGAACAAAGGCACUCAAGAAGAAAUGGAGACCCUAGUGAAAGAUCACGGUGUCAACUCUUUCCUGGUCUAUUUGGCUUAUAAGGAUGUUUUCCAACUUUCUGACUCUCAGAUCUAUGAGGUGUUCAGCGUCAUCAGGGACCUCGGUGCCAUCGCACAGGUGCAUGCUGAGAAUGGAGACAUCAUUGCAGAGGAGCAGAGGCGUAUUCUAGAUCUGGGUAUCACUGGACCUGAAGGUCAUGUGCUUAGCCGUCCAGAGGAGGUGGAGGCGGAGGCAGUCAAUCGCUCUGUCACCAUAGCCAAUCAGACCAACUGUCCCCUCUACAUCACCAAGGUGAUGAGCAAGAGCGCUGCUGAUGUCAUCGCCCUUGCCAGGAAAAAGGGUGCUGUGGUUUAUGGAGAGCCCAUAUCUGCCAGCUUGGGCACAGACGGUACCCAUUACUGGAGCAAGAACUGGGCCAAGGCAGCAGCCUAUGUCACUUCUCCACCGCUCAGUCCUGAUCCCACAACCCCUGACUACCUCAGCUCUCUGUUGUCAUGUGGGGACUUGCAGGUGACUGGUAGCGCUCACUGCACUUUCCAGACUUCUCAGCGUGCAGUAGGCAAAGAUAACUUCACCGUAAUCCCAGAGGGCACCAACGGCACUGAGGAGAGGAUGUCCCUAAUCUGGGACAAAUGUGUGGUGACUGGAAAGAUGGAUGAGAAUCAGUUUGUGGCAGUGACCAGCACAAACGCAGCCAAGAUCUUCAACCUUUAUCCCCGCAAGGGCCGCAUCGCUGUGGGCUCCGAUGCCGACCUCGUGCUGUGGGACCCAGACUUCACCAAGAUCAUAUCAGCCAAGAGCCACAACCUGGCUGUGGAGUAUAACAUCUUUGAGGGCACAGAAGUGCGUGGAGGUCCCCUGGUGGUGAUCAGCCAGGGUAAGAUUGUGUUGGAGGAGGGCAGCCUUCACACCACGGAGGGCUGCGGGCGCUACAUCAGCCGUAAACCCUUCCCAGACCAAGUGUACAAGAGGAUAAAGGCUCGCAGCAGGCUGACAGAGUUGCGAGGAGUCCCCAGGGGCCAGUACGACGGGCCGGUGUGUGAGGUGACUGUGACACCCAAGUUGAUGUCCACGGUCUCCUCAGUGAAGACUUCUCCUGCCAAGCAGCAGCAGCCGCAGCAACAGCAGGUUACUCAUCAGCCUGUGCGCAACCUUCACCAGUCUGGCUUCAGUCUGUCCGGUGCCCAAAUUGAUGACAACGUUCCCCGUCGUACCACUCAGCGUAUCGUGGCUCCCCCCGGAGGAAAAGCUAACAUCACCAGCCUCGGUUAAGCUGUUUUCUCACUGUGGUGCAGGGCAGCAUGAGACCAGAGGCCACUAUUACCACCGUCACAUCACAUCUGGUCCACAACACCAACCUGUGACUCCCCCUGCACCCCAUCCAAAAAGCACUCCAUCCAUUCUCAUUCAAACACACUACUACGUCACUACUACGUCACCUCAUGCAAACCAAGAAAGCACUACUGCAUUUUGUUUCAUCUUUCCUGCCAUAUUCCAUUGUCAAGGAAGAGUCAAGUGAAUUGAAACAGCUUAGUUUUUUUGCUGUUUUUUUCAAGCCCAGUGUGACUGUUGAUGAAAUGAAUUUGUUUACAUUUGUUUACAUUUUUUGUAUAAUUUGUUCUGUGCAUGUUUGAGUUGUUAAAUUGCCUUCUUGGCUCAGAAAAUCGACAAAACUAAUCCAAGAAGCUGUCAGUUUUAUGAGCGGGCAUUUUUAGAAGCAGCAGUUGUUUACAAUUUUUCUUGUGCUGUUUAAUUCCCUGAUAUUAGACAGAAUGUGCUGGUGGUCGUGUUACAGCCACCUUCAGUUGAAAGUAAAAUCUCUACUGUCCAUGUGUGUUACAUUGUUGUAACAUUGCUGUUUUAGUACAAAAUACUGUAACAUUUCUGAUACAGAAAACUCAAAAUAGUAUUCAUAACACUUACAUUUUUUCUGAAGUUUACAGUAUUUGAUUUUGUGUUGGUCCUGCAGUAUACUGUGUGCUGCUGAACAAUUCACCUUGGUCUUCCUUUUGUGUUAUAGUUGCACUUUGUCCCUUUUCAAAUGUUUUUUUUUUUUUUUUUUUGAUGAUUUAAGUCAUUUUGGAACGCGCCGACUGCACUGAAAGGAAAAGAAAGGGUAUUUUAGGGUUAAAACCACUCAUUCAACUUCACCCUGUAUUAUUUAGAGGGUGAGGAAAUGUCUGGCACAUAAAGUUUGUCUGAGAAACAUGAACCUUUCCCUUCAUUUCAUCAUUUCGUUUUUGCCUCAUGUUUGUUUAAAAGGUUGUCAAGGCAACAAACUUCCAAUAAUCAGACCGGUGUAUAUUGUCCAGGACACAAAAUGGACACUAAGAAGCUAGAUGGGAGGUUUUGCUGACAGCCUCUCUGCACCUGGUGCUAUAUGAAAAUUGCUGUAAUGUUCAGAAGAUGUUAACACGAUGCCCGCAUCCAGACAGCAGUCGUAUCAGCUUUGUAAUAACAGCAGCCAGGGUAGAGUUUCCAUUUACCCAGUUCUGACAGAAUUUGUUUUGCACCCUUAAAAAUCCAAAUGGUAAAAAUGUAUGUGAGCUUGCAACUUUUAUUUGUGUUGGAUAUGUCUGUAUGCUUUAAGGGUACUUGUUGAAUUAAAAAAUACUUGCCUGCCUGUUCUGUAAGAUAUUGAUAGCACACUGUAUCUAUGAAGGAUCUUUAAAGAAGUGAAACCGUGAUCUUUGAGACCUGAUGAAAAAAGCUUCAGUAUGCAUAUGAAACCCCUCACAGUGUGCUGAUGAUGUGUCCACUGUUAUCGGUGUUAGUGUUGUGAAUGAAUUACCAGAUAUCCAGUUCUUCACCCCCUUCUCCCUUCCCCUACCAGUUGUUGACACCAGUUUCACCUGAGGUAGUAACUCUGUUCACGAACCACAGCAGGUUGCCAGUGACGCGACACUGUGAGCUGCUCUGUACGACCAAUCUUCUGCAUACUGUAAAACACUGGAUCGUUUCUUCCUCCAUUGCCUUGUCAAGUGUAGGUUUUGUAUGCCAAGCUAUAAUGUGAAGUGAAUUACAUUUGGGGAGGGUUCUUGGUAAUGGUUAUUAAGUUGUAAUGUUGAGCACUGUUGUUGACCCUCUCCCAGCUAUAGUGUGAUACUCUCGGUAAUAUAUGUUUUGUAGGAUACCAGGGUUUGGGGGAGGCGGGGAGGGGGGAUCAUCGGUCCUGUCAGCAUUUGACCCUAUCUGUGUUGACUUAAGUGGAUUAAAAUAAUAAAAAUGAAA